CGUCACAAUCAUGCUUAGCCCAAAUUCCAAAGUUGCCUACCUGCCUCGAUCGCCCACGUUGGCACAUACACACGCAGUGUUCCCGGGGUUUAGGUUACACACCAUGUCCACGCCUCACGCCAGCGUUUCGGUGGAAGGCAUAGGGCUGCUUGAGAAAGACGCGAUUGUUUUGGAGCUGAAGCAGGCCAAUGCGGAUGUGCUUGCCGAGCUGAAGAAAGCCAACGAGGAGCUGAAGAAAGCAAACAAGAAGGAACCCAAGCCCGUGCCGACCGGGAUCAAACCACGAGGCCUGCUCAUGGUGGUGCUGAUUGGCUUGGUCAUGACUCCCAUCUUGAUUGGCAUCGCACUGCCGGUGUUCUACACCGCAAAAACUGCGCGCGCCAAGGAGACCUCCGCCAAUGUGUUCAUGUGUAGCCUGUACGCCGACGAUAGGCAGGCCGAGCUGGUUGCAAAGUACAACACGUUCGCUCGCCUCGACGACGCCGUCUACAGCCAGUCGGCCCUGUUGACGCCGCCGCCGCCGCCCCAGCCCAGUCCCCCGCCGCCCCCGUCCCCGCGGCCGCCGCCCCAGCCCCAGACCCGGCGGCCGCCGAUGCCGCCGCGGCCCCCGGGCGACCCGCCCUCGCCCCCCUCCCCGCCCCCGCCGGUGCCCUUCGCAAUCCAGUACCUUGACGCCUACAACUCCCUGACUCAGGCCGAGGCUCGAUUCUACUCCGACCUGGAGAAGUCCUGCUCAAUCGUUGGCCAGAGCCUGUGGGGCCAGAUGGACGACGACACGUUCUCACAGACUCCCGCCGGCAACACGUGGCUACAGGCUGUGGUGAACAUUGCGCCCGUGUUCACGGCCGCACGCCCGCCGCCACCCCCCUCCCCCGCCUCCGCCUCCAACGCCUCCUCGCCGCAGGCAGCGGGCAGCGACGCACCGCCUGACUACGGGUCUGAGUACGAGGGCACUUUCAACGGAACUGGAUUCGACUACCCACCUGAGGCGCCCACUGAGCCGCCCCAGGCACCGCAAGCCCCAGCCCCGCCCCGACCCCGGCGGCCAGCCGCAACUCCCACUGGUUCCCCAUCAUCCACGUCCUCUACAGGCAACCUUACCAUGUUCGAAAAGCGCGUGGCGCAAUUUCCACAGGCCGUGGCCGCGUGGUCCACAAUCAACGCCACCAUCACUUCUGUGGAUGUGGCUACCAACGCAAUGACCAUCAGUUUUGAGAUGCAUCUGGAUAGCUUGGUCCUGCAGACCGCAAAGAACACCCGCAUCGCCAAGCGUAGCGCCAAGUCCGUGGCAAACGUCAAGUUCCCAGCCCUGCUGGACCGCACCGGCCGCAUUAAGGGCAAGGACACCCUCGCACAGACCGAUGUUGUGAGCGCUGCUGGAGCCGAUGGCACUCUGUCGCUGAAGACGGGGGAUCGAGUGACCUCCAAGAAAAUGGAGCUGCCCCUCGUCCCCACCACCAGCCUCUACCUGUACCCAUUCGAUGAGUACACAGCCACUGUCACGCUGGUUUCGAGCAUGACCGUGUCCAAUGUAAACUGCCCGACUGCACUGUUCGUGAAGCAGAAGAACGCCGUCGUGGGCUGGGUAUUCACUGCCAAGCUGGUCCCCAGUGUCACGGACAACCGAAACGUCCUCAACUUCCAGAAUCCGACGGACCCGGACAGCGCCAUCACCCUGACCUACGAGAUCUACCUCAAGCGCACCACGUUUGUGCAGUUCUUCGCGGUGUUCGUGCUGAUGGGACUGUGGCUCGUGUCCGCCUGCUCCUUUUGCUACGCCAUGGAUCUGCUCUACAUCCGCCCGCGUAACGUGACCAACGGUGACGCCACGCUCUUCACCGCCCAACUGUUCGCUGUGGUGGGCACGCGCAACAUUAUGCCUGGUGUGCCGGCCGUGGGCGUGGGAGUGGACUUCUUUGGAAUCAUCUGGAUCAUGAUCAUCUGCCUUCUCACAGGUGGACUGGUGUACGCACGCAUCGUGUCCCAGUACGUGCACAAGGAGCCCACCCUGUAUGACCGACUGGCCAAGAACGAUGUGUGGCUGGAUGACUGGCUCAAGCAGCAGGAGGAUGCCGAGAAGAUGGCCAAGGAAAAGAAGGAGAAGGAGGAGGAGCGAAAGAAGAAGAUUGAAAAGUACGGAGAGCCUGGGAAGGCGAAGAUCGCCCCUGCCACAGCGGCUGCAGCUGAGGGCAAGGCGACUGUGUAGGCAAUUGAAGCUAACAGCGUCGUGCGUGUCCGUUCAUGUAGAUAGGCUUACCAGCUUGCACCCUUGCAAACAUUACUUGAGAGCAAUGCGAAGAGGCAGCAUUAAGGUGGGUCUUGGUUGGUACACUCCUGCGUACGUGCAUUGCAUUGUGUUGGGCAUUGGUCGCUACUGCCCAUACAUGCAUGUGGGUCAGCGCCUACCCGUCGGCUCCUAGUGGUUGGCAUGAUGACGGGUGCGUGGAGCCAGCCAUGAAUAAGAAUACCGUACAUCAUGCAUGCAUGCAUGUGCUUGGACACACGGACAAACGCUGAUAGGGGUGUACAAUAUGUACUGUCGGCUCGUACAGAGUGGCUUGCGUGUAGGUGGCUUGAGUGUAGUCAGGUGCAGUGUGCGUGGCCGAGUGUAGUCAGGUGUAGUGUAGUUGGCCGAACUACAUCUGCGUGCAUUCUCGGCAGUGAAUUUCGCCAAUGCGAAUACCCGCAAAGACUGACUAUGUGUAACGCUGCGUUUGC
Messenger RNA from Chlamydomonas reinhardtii, 2718 nucleotides. RefSeq lists its product as uncharacterized. Bases 104 to 2206 code for a protein of 700 amino acids. The transcript is spliced from 13 exons. The record is from RefSeq and is a predicted model, not a curated record. NCBI's taxonomy places the organism in Eukaryota, Viridiplantae, Chlorophyta, Chlorophyceae, Chlamydomonadales, Chlamydomonadaceae.